AUGGACAACGUUUCCGAAAACAAGAAAAUAAUUUCAAAAGUGAUAAGGACAUUUAAAAAGAAAAUUCCAUGUCCUGCUUUUGUAGCUUUACGCGUUUCCCAAAAUGGAAAAUUCCUUGAAGUUAAAAGCUUAAACAACAACCACAAUCAUAAGACAAGGAAGGCCCUUUCUGAAUUUUUUCCGCAACAGAGAAAAUGGCCUUAUGAAAAUAGAGAAGAGGCAAAAAUGUUACUUAUGUUAGAUGCCAAUAAAAAGAGAGUUAGAGAGAAGUUAGAAAAAGAUACAAGUCUAAAGCUAACAUUAAAAGAUCUAUCGAACAGUAAACAAAGCGCUACAAACAAAGCCCUUAUUGGCAUAGAUCAAUGUGUCGAUAUUUUGAAAAAUAAAUAUGAUUGUGAAGUUAGUAUUUUAAAGGAAUGUUUAAGCAAAUUUCCCGGAUAA
Messenger RNA from Psylliodes chrysocephalus, 441 nucleotides. The record is from the annotation of a GenBank genome assembly. Lineage: Eukaryota; Metazoa; Arthropoda; Insecta; Coleoptera; Chrysomelidae.